AGGGAAGCGAAGGUAGCUCGGCCGAAUAGAGCGCUACUCCGUUUCAGUUGCUUACGAGCAUUCGCCAGUGAACGAGCUGAAUCAUGGUUGUCCGUUUCGUAAAUAACAACGCGGGUGUCGUGCUCGCGAUGUGUCGUACGGUGCUUCUCGUGUUCAUUGCCGUUCUUGUUCUUGCUAGCGCUGAUCAAAACCAAUCGGGACUGAAAGUCGAGAAAUUGUACGUGCCGGAGGUAUGCGACGCCAAAUCAAAAAUUGGUGACCAGCUGACGAUGCAUUAUACCGGCACACUUGUCGAUGGCACAAAAUUCGACUCAAGUUUGGACAGAGAUCAGCCGUUCACAUUCCAACUGGGAGUUGGCCAAGUUAUUAAAGGUUGGGACGAGGGAUUGGUGGAUAUGUGCGUGGGCGAAAAGAGGAAGUUGACCAUACCGCCGGAACUCGGAUACGGAGAGAAAGGAGCCGGAAACGUAAUUCCUGGAGGUGCUACUUUGCUAUUCGAAGUUGAACUGAUCAACAUCAGUGACUCUCCACCAACCGCGAAUGUAUUCAAAGAAAUCGACAGUGACCAUGACAACCAAUUGUCUCGCGAGGAGGUGAGAGCAAUGGUGAGCGAGUAUCUGAGGAAACAGAUGAUCGAGGCGGAGAAGGGCAGCGGCGGGGACAGCGAGGAGGUGAAGAAGAUAAUGGCCGACCACGACAAACUCGUUGAGGAGAUCUUCCAGCACGAGGACAAGGACAAGAAUGGCUUCAUCUCCCACGACGAGUUCAGUGGGCCGAAGCACGACGAGCUCUGAAGCCUUCGUGCCGCGUCGCCGCGUCUCCGGGCACCGCGUCGCCGACGUGUCUCGCGCCACCACGUGUUCCCAUCCAAGCGGAAUCGCCUCUUCGAUUCUCGUCCGAUCCGCGAGGAACGCCACUGAACACGGAACACCUCCACCAAUCGUGUCACCUCUCGAUCCAUCGAUCGAUCGUUUUUCCUUGUGAAUUGUGUCUUCGCGAAUAUCAUCAUCCGCGAACCGUAUUCAUCAUCAUCGUAUUUCACCUCUCGGCAAGGCGAAGAGGAAAGAGAGAAAACAGGAUUUAUCUUCAUGUUUCUCGCGAGGGAAGGGCAUUGGACCAAUCGAAGGAGACUCAUCGAGAAUCAUCUCUGGAAAGUUGGAGGAUCUACGUAAGGAGGAUCGAGAAAGGGGUAUCGAGAAGUUGGAAGGAAGGAGGUUGGCUGUUGUCCAGAUUGAAAGAACUUUCUUUCUAUAGUGGGUUUGUGCGAGUAAUUGGAAGGAUU
This is a messenger RNA of Apis laboriosa (Himalayan honeybee), 1282 nucleotides long. RefSeq names its product FK506-binding protein 2 (gene Fkbp14). The record is from RefSeq and is a predicted model, not a curated record. Lineage: Eukaryota; Metazoa; Arthropoda; Insecta; Hymenoptera; Apidae. The transcript has 4 exons. Gene Ontology annotation, molecular function: calcium ion binding; peptidyl-prolyl cis-trans isomerase activity. The coding region runs from base 84 to 794 and encodes 236 amino acids.